This is a messenger RNA of Anopheles aquasalis, 750 nucleotides long. RefSeq names its product putative nuclease HARBI1. The record is from RefSeq and is a predicted model, not a curated record. NCBI's taxonomy places the organism in Eukaryota, Metazoa, Arthropoda, Insecta, Diptera, Culicidae.
AUGGAUGAAAGGGAGCAACAAGAAGCACGGCGAUAUUUUUAUGAACUUAGUGGAAUACCGGGUGUCGUAAUGUGUGUUGAUGGUACACAGGUUAAAAUAAUAGCACCGAAGCUUGACAGAGAUCAACACUUCAACAGGAAAGGAUUUUAUAGUUUAAAUGUGCUGAUGCUCUGUGACCAUAAAAUGGUUCAGAUACGAUACGUCAAUGCUAGGUACAGUGGAGCAAAUCAUGACGCUCAUAUAUGGAGUGUUUCUGGAAUAAUUUGUUUGCAGAAAUAUGAACUUGGAAACAGAGUUUUCAAAGUACUUGCCGAUUCCGCAUACCCAUCGAAACGUUGGAUUAUUACGCCGAAGAGAAAUGCUCCUGUAAAUUCUACAGAAGCUGUGUUUAAUGACUCUCGUGCAAAAGCAAGACAGAUAAUUGAGCGAACGUUUGGAUUGCUAAAGAAUAGAUUUCGGUGUCUAUUGGGAGCGAGACAGUUACAUUAUACUCCUGAUAUGGCCGCAAGAAUUACAAAUGUAUGUUGCGCAUUGCAUAAUUUUUUACGUGUGGCAGUGUACUACACGCUCUGCCAGGAAUGCAAGGCGUGCCAGCACACCGAUGUGGCGCUGGUGCGGCUCGAGUCGCUCUGUCCCUUCCCGGUGGAGGCACUGCAGGACAAGCUGGCCCACUACACGAAGGCGCGCGAGUUUGUUUGGAGCCAGGAGGACACCGUUACUUUGACGCCUGUGCGUGCAGCUGCGCUUUAA